AUGGACUUUAUUUUGAGACCAGUUACGACGAGGACUACGUCUGGUAGUACGAAAAAUGGUAAUACUGAUUGUAGUGAUGAAAAUAAGAUUAUAUCACUUAAACCAGUACCAAAAUUUGUAAUUAAAUCCAAGAUUCUUUCAUCAUCCAUUGAUCCAGUUUCAAAACCUUUUGCUGUUUCAAACAAUAAAAACAAGUUUAUACCGAAUAAGAAAAUUUUCAUUAAUGUUUGUUAUAAUGAUGCAAUUCCCAAACCAUCUAUUGAUUUUUCACCGAAUAUUGUUUAUCCAUUAAUCAUGAGUGAUAAAUGGGAAAUCCCCAUUCUAACAUCAUCAUGUAGAUUGGAUUGUGAUAAGAAGAAGGAUACGUGCUACGUUUGGGAUUGUAUAAUUAAUACUGAAUGUCUGAAAUGGUGUUUGGAUGAUUUACAAUUACGAGAAAUUUUAAUUGAAUGGUGUUUGGAAUCAGUUGAAAUAAGUGAUAAUUUAAGUAUUAAUAGAGAUACAAUUAGUUUACCCAAAUUGAAAUUCAAGAAAAAUAACCUUAACGUAAAAACAAACGAAGGUGAUGAUGAUGACGGGAUACCAGUGAUGGAAGUUCCUUGGAAAGAAUUAAAUAAAGAUUUUGAAAAAGAGAUUGAAAAAAUAAUUGAAGAUGAUAAAAUCGAUAACCCACUUAAAGUUUUGAAAUUACAAAGAUUUCAUGAUAUAGAUGAUGCUGAUCAUCUUAACGUCAAUGAUCAGGAUGAAAAUGGUUUACCGCCAUUAUUUCCUAAUAAAAUGAAUGAAUCAAUAGGACAAGAUACGAAAACGAAGCCAUUGAUUGAAGAAGUUGAAAUAUCUAAAUUGAAAAUUGAUAAUGACGUUAGUAGGAGUAAUAAGAGCGAUGAAAUCAGGUUAUCCAAGGAUAUAAAAGAAAAGGUAAAGCCAGAUUUUGAAGUAACUAUGAGAAGGACAAAAGACACAACCAAAUAUAAACUUCGAAUAGAAAUCAAAAGUGAACUUAAAUCCAGUUUAGAUAUUAAAAUUGAAUAUUUUAAAGAUGAUAAUGAGUUAAUUGUUGAGAAUUUAGAUUUAGUUGAGUUUAAAGAAGAAAAAAUCAAAAUUCCAUUACCCAAUAUAUUUGAUAUCAAAAAUGUAAUGGAAUGCAAAUGUUUUUUUAUUAAAAGAGAUAGACUACUGGUUAUAUAUAUCUAA
Naumovozyma dairenensis CBS 421 is the source of this 1194-nucleotide messenger RNA. It is a transcript of the gene PIH1, whose product is annotated as Pih1p. Bases 1 to 1194 code for a protein of 397 amino acids. The record is from RefSeq and is a predicted model, not a curated record. Gene Ontology annotation, biological process: rRNA processing; box C/D snoRNP assembly. Lineage: Eukaryota; Fungi; Ascomycota; Saccharomycetes; Saccharomycetales; Saccharomycetaceae. Gene Ontology annotation, cellular component: cytoplasm; R2TP complex; ribonucleoprotein complex. The transcript has a single exon.